UAACCCUCCCUCGUGGCUUUGUUUACAUGCCGAGUCGCGUCGAGACAAGUCGCUGACACGUUCGCCCACACAAACCCUUCAAAUAACACAAGAAAAAGAAAAAGAGAGCAAAAGAUGAGCAGCAAGAGGAAAGGCUACGAGAGCACACAGAAGCCCAAUGGAGAUCUGUGCGAGUUUUUGCUGGAACUGGCAGACUAUGAACGAAAUGUAAAUCGCAACAUUCACAAAUACAAUGCUUAUCGGAAUGCUGCGGCUGCUCUAGGAGAGUAUCCUACGCGUAUUAAGGAUGGCAACGAGGCUAAAAAGAUCAAAGGUAUCGGCACAAAGAUUGCAGACAAGAUUGAAGAAUUUUUGAAUACAGGGAAAUUAACGAAACUGGAGAAGAUUCGUGCGAGCGAGACCAACGUCGCCAUCAACCUGCUCAACCGCGUGACGGGCAUCGGACCAGCCAAGGCACGGGAGCUCGUCAAUGAGGGAAUUCUUAACCUAGAGGACCUCAGGAAAAACCAAGACAAACUGAACCAUCAUCAGAUCAUCGGACUAAAGCACUUUGAUGAUUUUGAAAAGCAGAUACCAAGAGAAGAAAUUAAGAGAAUUGAGGAUGUCAUAAGAAAGCAGAUCAAUGAGAUUGACACGAAGUACAUCAUUACAAUCUGUGGGAGCUAUCGCCGAGGUGCCAAGAGCAGCGGUGACGUGGACGUUUUGCUGACUCACCCUGCCUACACCUCAGACACGGAGAAACGGCCAGAUCUGCUGAAGAAGGUCGUGAAUCAGCUGAAGGAGAGCCAGCUGAUCACCGACACCUUGUCGUUAGGAGAUAUCAAGUUUAUGGGCGUGUGUCACCUGGAGCAGGACCUCCCCUACCGACGUCUCGACAUUCGAUUGUUGCCGCACGACCAGUACUUCUGCGGCAUUCUGUACUUUACGGGUUCAGACAUCUUCAACAAAAACAUGCGGGCACAUGCGCUGGAGCAGGGAUUCACACUGAACGAGUACUGCAUUCGACCCAUAGGCAGCACAGGUGUUGCUGGAGAGCCCCUGCCGGUGUCGAGUGAGCGAGACAUUUUCGACUACAUAGACUAUGAUUACAAGGAACCCCAUGAAAGAAAUGUAUAGCAUGGGGUAUAAGCCAGAUAUUUGCGAACGUGUAUACUUUCCUUAGACAUGAUUUUUUUUUUUUGUGAUGUUCUUUCUGACAACCUCACUCUUUUCUUUUCAUGGUGUUGAGUGUAGCUUAUAAAAUCACUUUCAGUACAAAAAGUUGCUUUGAUACAACUUUCAGGAACACUGCAUGAUGUCGGCUUCGAUAUUUGUUUAAUGCCUGUAGUAUAAUAGGAAGUCUAAGUUAUGUGAUAUUUAUUUUUUUAGCGAGUAUUUUUUUUUUUUAGGACGACCUUCUGGUAUAAAUUUUAGAUGUAAUUUAUGCUUUCAAAAAAAAAGGGUUGUGUAUUUGUCAAAUAAUGUUUGGGGAGACGCUCUAGUUGACAACAUAUAAGACAAAGAAAAGAAAAAAGAAAGAAAAAAAGAAAAAAGACCCAGGUUCUUAUAUACAAAGGUGUGUACACUUUUCAUCCUCAGAGGAUUCUAUAUACAGUCAGAUAUUAUAAGUCAGAAAUGGGAUGCCUUAAAUGUAAAUGUAAUCCAGUUUUUCUAAAAUUUAUCCUUGUAAAAACAAAGAUUUCGAUCAAAGAAGGAGUCACUCUUGGCAGUUUGUUAGAUACUGUUUGGAAAAUAAAGGAAAACACAUUCA
Molecule: messenger RNA, 1750 nt
Organism: Penaeus monodon (black tiger shrimp)
Lineage: Eukaryota; Metazoa; Arthropoda; Malacostraca; Decapoda; Penaeidae
Product: DNA polymerase beta-like
Exons: 8
Coding region: 115-1116 (333 amino acids)
Biological process (GO): double-strand break repair via nonhomologous end joining
Cellular component (GO): nucleus
Molecular function (GO): DNA binding; DNA-directed DNA polymerase activity
Source: RefSeq, a predicted model, not a curated record